AUGUUGCUAUUGUUUAAUUUAUUACUACUUCUGUAUUUACCUGUAAUAAAAAUGAGCACACCGCCACCAAAUCAUGCUGCUAUUAAUAUGAAACGAAAACAUAUCGAUGCUGAUACAUCCUGGUUGGAACUGAAGAAAAAUGAAACACAAAAAGUUUCUUUAGAUGCCAGCAAUCCAGAUAAAGUCAUUCUCGAUCUCCACAAUUCAGGAAAGCAGUUGAGUGCUUCAGCUCAAGGUAAUAUAGCAGCCGCAGAAAGUGAUGGAAAACAAGCUCUUGUGCAGCGAUUUGGUGAAAAAGGUGGUGUCGCUCAGGUUGAAGGUCAUAAAGCCCAGAUAAAAGUUAAAGAAGAAAGUGAUGCACGUCAUGCAUUCCUAAAAGCUGAUGGAAAAUAUGUGUUGAACACAGUUGCCCGUGGUUCUUUAAAGAAUCCAAAAGAUACUGACUUCAUAGCUACCAAUGAUCGUUUUGAUUUUGGCUUGAAUCCAGUAGAACAAGACGACCGUCAAGGAACAGGAACUCUUUCAUUCACAGAUAAAGAAAAAGGCAAAAAUGGCAAAUAUGCAUAUAUAAUCAAGAAAGAUGGCCGUAAAGUUGAUGCUUAUUUAUCAGCUGAUGGAGCAGAAAAUGGCGAUGAUGAAUUUUUGCAAUCAUUAUUCGGUAGACGAUCAGAAAAAUACCACUGUUACGCUGAAACACCAGGUCUAUCACAAUGCUAUGAUGCACAAGGGCGUAGUGUAGGUAAAGUAGCUGCUGACAAAUCCGGCAAUACUAUCAUUUAUAAUGAUAAAGAUGUACCAAUUGCUUCUGGAACCAUACAGAAACUUGGCGAACGUUCUUAUCAAGCAGUAAUCAGCAAAAAUUUAUUCAUUGCUAAACUGAAGGAUGUUCGUACAUCUUCAUGUUGUCGUGAAAUUAUUGGCAAAAACUGCACUGAUCCAAUUAAAUUAGCAAAUCCAUCAUUUCAUCAUCCAUCUGAACGCGAUGGUGAUACGGUAAAAUUGACGUGGCCUGAUUGCGUCGACAUGUCUAUCGACGUAACUUUACCACCAAAAGUACACAUCAAUCGUCUUGCUAUGAAAUUGGACGUAAUGAUUCAGCCAAUUGGAAAGUUACGUUGUAUGGAUGUAGCUACAUGUGGUCGUGAGUGUUUCUACUGCGAUUGGUGCAAAAACACAAGAAAGUUGAAACUUUUGGAAAACACAGAUGGCAACUUGUGUAAAUCAACUACUGAGCGUACAUAUCGAUUAACAGUGAAAUUAUGUCCUCCACCAGAAGAUCCUUUGUUUACGAUUUGUUCCGCAUUUUCAAAAUCAGUUUGGCAAAAAGAUUACUGGCAAAAAAAGGGGGCCGUUGAUGUCUGGAUGAAAUUUUAUGAAAGAGGAGAAACAAGAAUGGAAAAAGAAUUUUUUGCACAAUUAGACAAUCCAUUGUUGGGAAAAGCAUUCAAGUUAGCAAUGAUUGGUGAAUGGCUAGCUGCAAAUAGCAUUGACCAAGGUUCAUAUACUCCAACAAACUCGGAACUUCUCGAAUAUUGGGUUUCAAAACGUGUCCCUGAUCGCUUACUUGCUUGCCAGCAUGCUGUUGUAGACUAUGAAAUUGAAGGAGCAAAAGUGAAAACAAAUUUACUAUUUGAAGCUGCUACAACAGCGAACUCGCUACCAAACAUAUUUAAAGAUAAAAAAUGUGGGGCAUUUGAAAAACUUCAAGAAAAACGAUUUCAAGAAGAAGUUGCAGAAUAUAAGCGUAACAACGGUAGAUCAAAUAUUCUAAGUGGUCUUGGAAAUUUUUUCAGUGAUAUCAAUCGUGGAAAAUAA
Molecule: messenger RNA, 1815 nt
Organism: Thelazia callipaeda (thelaziosis nematode)
Lineage: Eukaryota; Metazoa; Nematoda; Chromadorea; Rhabditida; Thelaziidae
Source: the annotation of a GenBank genome assembly